Messenger RNA from Gadus macrocephalus (Pacific cod), 3411 nucleotides. RefSeq names its product leucine rich repeat containing 38b (gene lrrc38b). The record is from RefSeq and is a predicted model, not a curated record. Lineage: Eukaryota; Metazoa; Chordata; Actinopteri; Gadiformes; Gadidae. Gene Ontology annotation, cellular component: voltage-gated potassium channel complex. Gene Ontology annotation, molecular function: potassium channel activator activity; transmembrane transporter binding; voltage-gated potassium channel activity. The coding region runs from base 1169 to 2053 and encodes 294 amino acids. The transcript has 2 exons.
GGAGGGAGGGAGAGGGGGUCCUGGUGGGAGUGUAAGGCAUCAGAUGAACCCCGGCUCAGUCUGUCCGCACGUUGAGAGCGGUUAGAGGAGCCGCGUCGCUGCAGCCCGGCACCAGCAGCCCGUCCACACGCAUGUGGCUCCCCUCGCUGGACAUCGGGCAGCCUCACCAUGGCAACGGAGCUCUGAGACCCCGCUGCACCGCGCAGUAGUGCUCCGCACUCCGCUCCUACAGCAGCGCUUUGCAGCGAGAGAGAGCGGGAGAGAGCGGGAGCGAGAGGCAGAGAGCGGCAGAGACGGAGUGAGAGGCGGAGCCCUCGCAGAACGAGGCGGCGGAGCGUGGAGGCAGAGCGAGCGUGUGCGGUGGCGCGGCGUGUGUAGGUAGGAGGCUCUCGGUGCGCGCCACAGCGAUGCCUGCUGGGCUCCUGGCUCCGUGCUCAGCUCGCCAGGCUUCCCCACGCAGCGGCGGACCCCCAGAAGCGGCGGCGGCGGCGGCGUGGGGAUGUGGUGCCUCUGGUCUCUGUGCGUCGCGCUCCCGUGACCUCCUCCGCGCGUCUCCUCUCGCGUCGCUGACCCCGCCGGCCCCGCUGCCGUCCGCCCCCGGCCGCCACAGCGACUGACUGACUGGGGUUAGGGUGACGAACCAACGGAAUCCCCCCGCCCCUCCCCCCUCUGACUCCUCGACCCCUCCCCCUCUCGCCCUCCCUCUCCGUGUCUUUCUCCGGUGUCCUGAGUUUGUUUUUCCAUCACCUCCUCUGCUGAAGCUCUGACUCCUCUCUCUGGCCAGCUGUCCUCUCCCGCCGUUAAAACCUCCCAGCUGGUCUCUCUCUCCUCCGGGCUGGCGCUCGCUUCAUGACCCGCCAGGAACCGGCGCCGCCUGCCUGCGUCCGCUCGCCGCCCGCGGCCUGAGCGCCGUCCGUCGUCUCCUUCCGUCGGCAUGACGCUCCUCUGUGAGGACUGAUGCCUCUCCUCCUUCCCCUCUCGCUCCCCCCCUCCCCUCCCCUCUCCUAGACCCCUGCCCUUUGACCCUCGUCCUCCUUUAUUCAUCUGGGCUCACGCCCUCCCUCGCUCCCCUCCCUCCCUCCCUCCCUCCCUCCCCCGCUCUCCUCCCCCUCCCUCCCCCAGAGCGCUCCUUACCCCAGCCUCUGCCUCUCCCUCCUCAGUCCGCCCUAUGACCAUGUCGCCAUGUGUCUGCUGGCUCCAGCUCACCCUGGCCCUCCUCCUGACCCUCGCGCCGCCCAGCCGGGGGGAGAACUGCCCUGCCACCUGCCUGUGCCCGGACCCCCACACGGUGGACUGCAGCGCCCGGGGUCUCACCCGCCUCCCCGAAGGCAUCCCGCUGGACGUGCGGCGGCUGCUGCUGUCCGACAACUGGAUCCCGCGCAUCCCCGCGGACUUCCUGGUGCUGUACUCCGACCUGGUGUACCUGGACAUGCGGAACAACACGCUGUCGCACAUCGAGGUGGGCACCCUGAGCACCUCGUCCCGCCUGGUGUUCCUCGACCUGGGCAGCAACAACCUGACGGAGAUCCCCAAGGGCACCUUCGGCGAGUCCCGCUCCCUGAUCAAGCUGCGCCUGGGGAACAACCCCUACCUGAGCGCGGUCAACGAGGACGCCUUCCUGGGCCUGACGUCCCUCCGGGAGCUGGAGCUGGAGCGCAACGCCCUGUCCACGCUGCACGUGGGCGCGCUGAGCCAGCUGCCCUCGCUGCGGCUGGUCCGGCUGGAGGGGAACCCAUGGGUGUGCAACUGUAACUUUGCCAACCUGUUCGCCUGGCUGAUGGACAACCGCCAGAAGCUGCCCAAUGGUGUGGAAGGCAUGGAGUGCUCCCUCCCCAUGGAUGGCCGGCGCGUCUCCCUGACGCAGCUCUCCAACGACAGCUUCAGGGAGUGCCAGGUCACCCUCACCCUGACCGACCUCCUCAUCAUCAUCUUCUCGGGGAUCUCCGUGUCAGUGGUGGCCAUAAUGACCAGCUUCUUCCUGGCCUCCACGGUGCACUGCUUCCAGCGCUGGAGCAAGGGAAGCAAGGGGGACGAGGAGGAGAGCGAGGAGUAAGACCAGGAGACUCUCUCUGAGCUCUGACCCGGCCAGGACUGGCUUUGAGAGGGUGACUCAGACAGGGGGCUGGGAUACAGCCACUGUCCCCCCCCCCCUUGUGGAGGUUGGGGCGGUUGGGGAGGUUGGGGCGCUUUGAAAACAUAGAAAAACUGACCACAACGAAAAGACAAAUGGCAUUCCCAAGAAACGUGUGCAAGUCCCGAGACUUGAGUUCAAACGUGACACAUGCACACAGUAAUGGAGUUCAUAAUAUGGUCUGCCAGAACCCAUAGGCCGGCCUACAGACUAGCUCUUGGACAGAAGCAGCAGUAUACACGAUGAGCAUGUUUGUGAGUACAGAAAGCACCAACUAUAAAACCAAGCUACAGUGAUGUGGAGGAGUUCUAGACGAGCCAAUAGUUCACCAACAUCGAGUCAAAAUAAUCAUCCACUCUCAGAUUCUGAAAUGUUCAAAGUGGAUCUCACUCAAGUGCGACUGUCGAAUGACCGGAGUUGCUCAGGUCCUUGGAUGUCUUUAGGGCUUCACAAAAAUAGAAUUAAGUAAUCUUGUAUAUGACAGAAAGUUUGAUAUUCUAAAAAAAAAAGGAUGUGAUAUUAACCAACGUCCACAGCAUUAGACUGCCUAAACAUGUUGAUCCGGCACAGCAGAUCGUUUUCAAUGUCUGGACAGCCUCAUUCAAUCGCAUUCAGAAAUGGAAAACCACUUGCUUGAACUGGUUUAGACCGUUGAGAGUUAGGGAAAAUAAUAACCAUGAAAUGAGUAGUAACAUUUUGUGUGUCUGGUAUUCAGAUAGGGUAUUCACAUUAAAAGUAUAUUUGUCCUAUAUUCAAACAUUUGUACACCAAAUAAAACAAUGUAGACACCAAAUGAAACCUAUAAGAUAUACACAUCUAAAACUUCCAGAGGACAUGUGUUCCUUAGAUUGAUAACUGUGAUCGGUGUUAAACUAUAUUCAUUCACCAUCUAUUCUUGUGAUUAAUAUAGAAAACCUAGUAUUGGCAUGAAGUCCAUGCAGAACCAAUGUGGCAAACAAUGCACUUUAUGUGUUGAAAGUGGAACUUGGUCACAGCACGCCCCUAAUUACUGUGUGGCCAAAGGCAAAGUCUGAAGGAGAGUUAUUGUGUUCAUGAGGAAGCAUGUUGUACAUCAUACUGGAGACGAGCAAAAUCACAUGUUUGUGAUUGGGCUGAGAAGAGUUAUGUUCUCCCAAUAUCUGAUAUUGUAGCUGACAUUACCAAUACAGAUGUUUUAUUAGAGCUCAGAUAUGGCGUUUAUUUUGAUUAUCUUUUUGUUUUCUUCCAGAACAGAUAUCUUAUAAACAAAAUUUAGAAAUAAACAAAAAACAACAUAAAAA